Molecule: messenger RNA, 1323 nt
Organism: Gallus gallus (chicken)
Lineage: Eukaryota; Metazoa; Chordata; Aves; Galliformes; Phasianidae
Gene: FOXB1
Product: forkhead box B1
Exons: 2
Coding region: 340-1302 (320 amino acids)
Biological process (GO): cell differentiation; regulation of transcription by RNA polymerase II; anatomical structure morphogenesis
Molecular function (GO): DNA-binding transcription factor activity, RNA polymerase II-specific; RNA polymerase II cis-regulatory region sequence-specific DNA binding
Source: RefSeq, a predicted model, not a curated record
CUGCUCAUGUCACCACAUAAAACUAUCAGAUGCUUGGAGGAAGGACAUGGAGGCAACUACUUAGCUCACCGCGGCUGCAGAGAAGCGGGCGAGCCGCUGCCGCAACCCAGCUGCCGCCAGUGUAAAAGGAGCUGAUUCAGCCCGCGGAGGAGCGGGGAGGGUUACGCAAAAGGAUUCCCCGAAGCGAGCCGGGACUACAGCGGAGCGGAGCGGCCGGGCAGGGGGCGAGAGAGGCGCCGCGGCAUCGCGCUGGGGAGCAGCCCCGACUCCCGGCCGCGUCCCGAAUGCGGACUGUCAACUUCCAGCAACUUUAAGAUCUCCGCGGGUCCCCACGAGAAGAUGCCUCGCCCGGGCAGAAACACUUACAGCGACCAGAAGCCCCCCUACUCCUACAUCUCCCUGACCGCCAUGGCGAUCCAGAGCUCUCCCGAGAAGAUGCUGCCCCUGAGCGAAAUCUACAAGUUCAUCAUGGACCGUUUCCCCUACUACCGGGAGAACACGCAGCGCUGGCAGAACUCUCUGCGGCACAACCUCUCCUUCAACGACUGCUUCAUCAAGAUCCCGCGCCGGCCCGACCAGCCGGGCAAGGGCAGCUUCUGGGCGCUGCAUCCCAGCUGCGGGGACAUGUUUGAGAACGGCAGCUUCCUGCGGCGCCGCAAGCGCUUCAAGGUGCUCAAGUCGGAGCACCUGGCGCCCAGCAAGCCGGCCGACGCGGCGCAGUACCUGCAGCAGCAGGCGAAGCUGCGCCUCAGCGCGCUGGCGGCCACGGGCACGCACCUGCCCCAGAUGUCCACCUACAAUCUCGGCGUGUCGCAGCCGUCCAGCUUCAAGCACCCCUUCGCCAUCGAGAACAUAAUCGCCCGAGAAUACAAGAUGCCCGGCGGGCUCGCCUUCUCCACCAUGCAGCCCGUGCCGGCCGCCUACCCGCUCCCCAACCAGCUCACCACAGUGGGCAGCUCCAUCGGCACGGGCUGGCCCCACGUGUACGGCUCCGGCGUGAUCGACACGGCCACCCCCAUCUCCAUGGCCGGCGGCGAGUACGGCGCCUACGGCGUGCCCAUCAAGCCGCUGUGCCACGGCGGGCAAACUUUGCCGGCCAUCCCCGUGCCCAUCAAGCCGACCCCCGCCGCCGUGCCGGCCCUCCCCGCGCUGCCCGCGCCCAUCCCCACCAUCCUCUCGAACUCGCCGCCCUCUCUCAGCCCCACGUCCUCGCAGACGGCCACCAGCCAGAGCAGCCCGGCCACCCCCAGCGAGACUCUGACGAGCCCGGCGCCCGCGCUGCACUCGGUGGCGGUGCACUGACCCCGCGGUCCCUCCGCAACC